This is a messenger RNA of Penicillium argentinense, 705 nucleotides long. RefSeq names its product putative zinc knuckle nucleic acid binding protein (gene gisB). Gene Ontology annotation, biological process: positive regulation of cytoplasmic translation. Bases 1 to 705 code for a protein of 234 amino acids. Gene Ontology annotation, molecular function: zinc ion binding; mRNA binding; single-stranded RNA binding. Lineage: Eukaryota; Fungi; Ascomycota; Eurotiomycetes; Eurotiales; Aspergillaceae. Gene Ontology annotation, cellular component: cytoplasm. The transcript is spliced from 5 exons. The record is from RefSeq and is a predicted model, not a curated record.
AUGAUGCUGUCUCGUCGUGCGUGCUACAAGUGUGGCAACAUUGGCCACUAUGCUGAGGUCUGCUCUUCCUCUGAGCGUCUUUGCUACAACUGCAAGCAGCCUGGCCACGAGUCUAGCGCCUGCCCUCGCCCUCGCACCACCGAGACCAAGCAGUGCUACAACUGCCAGGGCCUCGGCCACGUCCAAGCCGACUGCCCAACCCUCCGCCUAAACGGCGCCAACGGCCGCUGCUACAACUGCAGCCAACCGGGCCACCUCGCCCGCAACUGCCCCAACCCCUCCGCCGCUGGCUCUGCCCCCCGUACCCCCCGCAACUUCAACCCCAACUUCCGUGGUAACUUCGCCGGCUAUCCCCGCGCCGCCACCUGCUACAAGUGCGGCGGCCCCAACCACUUCGCCCGCGACUGCCAGGCCCAGGCCAUGAAGUGCUACGCCUGCGGCAAGCUCGGCCACAUCUCCCGUGACUGCACCGCUCCCAACGGCGGCCCCCUCAGCUCCGCCGGUAAGGUCUGCUACAAGUGCGCGCAGGCCGGCCACAUCUCCCGCGACUGCCCGACCAACACUGCCGCCGCCGACGCGACUGGUGUGAUUGAGGCCGGUGAGGCCGUUGACGCUGCCCCUGUCCCGGCUUCUGUCCCGGCCCCCGUCGAGGCAGCUGCUGAGGCGCCUGUUGCGACUGCGGCUCCUACUACCGCUGUUGCGUAG